UCCAAGUUUGGAGGUUGUAGUAGGGUCUUUGUUUGGAAGCAAAGGAGUGUGUGAAGACAAAAAACAGAACAAAAAAAGUAAUGGAAGCCUAUGAUAGAAAAGAGAGAGUUCCAUUGAUCAUUUUUUUUUUUUUUGAAAUAAGAGUUCCAUUGAUCAUUGAUCCAAAAGGAAAAGCUAAAAAGUCCCUUUAAUUGGCUCUUCUGCUUCUGUCACCUGCAUAGAGAAACCUUCAGAGAUCAUCAUCAACCACAACCUGAAAAUAGACACUUUUGCACAUUCUCAACAGGCAGAUCCAAUCUUUUUGUCCCAAUUCUCUGCACCACCAAAGGUACCCACCACAAGAUCUCAUUCAUAAUUUCAUUUACAAUCAUCACCAAUGCUGCUAAGAAGCUCCAUUACCAGUACCAAGAAGUUCUUUCAAAAGACUGUAAAGAACUUCAAGUCCUUAUUUUCCACUGGCUACCAAAAACUUCCCAAAAGUCCUUCACACACUCCUUGUUCUGUUUCUGCAAUGAAUGCCAUGGACAUGAACAGCAACACCAGCUAUCAUGACAUGGAGAAGUUGUAUUCUGAUUUCAGUGACCAAUGGGAGGAAGAAAAAGAAAAGGAAUGGAGAAGAAUCAAGAAGAAAGCAGCUGCAUUGCCAUCUCCAACACAGCAAGAAAAUAAGGUCUAUAAUGGAAGCAAGAAAAUGCAGGAGGGGAAAACAGAGGAAUUUGCCAAGAAAAACAAUAAGAGGAGCUUAACCCUUCAGAGUACAAAGCAGAAGGAUUCAUCUUUUAAUUCUAUGGGAAUGAAAGAACACAGAUACUUCAUGGUGAGACAGAAGCUGAGGGAAUUGGAGAUGCUGGACAUGAGCAAUGAGGAUCAUCUGAUGGACAUUGAAGAGGUUCUUCAUUACUAUUCUCUGCUCACUUGCCCUGUUUAUCUUGACAUUGUGGAUAGAUUCUUCUUGGAAAUGUACUCAGAGUUGUCUGGUCCGGUACUGUGGCCUGAUACACCUCGCAGUGUUAACUCUAGGCUGAAGCUAAGAUAUCAGUGAAGAGUAAUGAUAAGUAGACAUAUUGGAUUCUCGCCACACCCAUCUGACAUUCACAGUACCGGCGGUUCUAUCUGCAAACAUUGGCGACGGUGUGGCCAAUUCUGCAUGUCCGCCCAUCAUUAGUCAUCUGUUUGGUAACUUAUUAGCCUGAUCUCAGGAUCAUUUAAUGUUUUCUUAAGUUGAUUUGAAGUGUUUGUUGACAUUUAUGUUCAUAGAUGACACUAGCUGUUUGUUUUUGGUGUUUCUGAAUAAUUCAAAAUUGUUUUGUUCAAUUGUUUCAUUGAUCAAUGUAUUGAUUUGGCGUACAAUAGAAAGGAAAGUUCAGAA
Molecule: messenger RNA, 1369 nt
Organism: Lotus japonicus
Lineage: Eukaryota; Viridiplantae; Streptophyta; Magnoliopsida; Fabales; Fabaceae
Exons: 1
Coding region: 377-1042 (221 amino acids)
Source: RefSeq, a predicted model, not a curated record